This is a messenger RNA of Pelodiscus sinensis (Chinese soft-shelled turtle), 5009 nucleotides long. RefSeq names its product ST3 beta-galactoside alpha-2,3-sialyltransferase 1 (gene ST3GAL1). Gene Ontology annotation, cellular component: membrane. Gene Ontology annotation, biological process: sialylation. The record is from RefSeq and is a predicted model, not a curated record. Gene Ontology annotation, molecular function: beta-galactoside (CMP) alpha-2,3-sialyltransferase activity. Lineage: Eukaryota; Metazoa; Chordata; Testudines; Trionychidae.
GCCCCUCCACCUCCCUGUCUCUGCCACACGCCGCCCCUCGCCGGGGCCGCCGUGUUUCGCCCUGUCUCUAAUCCACGUGGCCCUGGGAGCGCUAUAUUAGGUGCGCAGGAAGAGCUGGCGAGGAGGCAGCGGCUCCCCGAGGCUCUCCGGGGAAGGGCGCCUAGCUGGCUCCGCUCUCCCACGCGGGAGACGCCUGCUCCUCGGCCGGCUGCUGCCGCUGCCCACUCCCGCUGGAAGGACAAAGGGAGACGCGGAGAGAAGAGGCGGCGGCGAAGGGAGGCGCUGAGGCUCGCGGCGAGCUCCGAGGAACCCGCUUCCCCCCCAGCCCAGGACCUGUGAGUGGCCGGCUCCAGGAGGAUCCCCCCUUCCCUGCUGGUGCGCGUCUCCGCCUCACUGAAGUUAUUGUUGUUACAAGGUGUAAUUGAGAAGAAUUUGGCCUCCACCACAGAAGGAAGUGUUGCAAACUCCCAUGGUUGCAUUGUGAACCCUUAUCAUAUAGAUCUACUGGAGUCGUGAUUAGAUGACAAGUGACUAUCUGUGACUUAAACAAGCAUCCAGGCAGUAGUAUUACUUCAGACCAAGGCCACAAGAUGAUCUUAAAUGGCCGCAUUAAUGAAAUCAUUUUCAGAAAAAAACAAUCUUCUCUGUAGCUCCUUUUCCUCAAGUUUUGCUCCCAAUACAGGAAACCAAGACAUUGAUAUUAAUUACCUCUCUAUCUUCCAGAAUGGGGAAAGGAAAUUAUCAUGAUCAAUUUUAAUUAAAUGCUCAGUGGAAGAAAUUAGCAGCAUCCUGAAGAAUAGAAGUGAAAGAGAGAUUUGCGAUCAUUUUUAAAAGAACAAAAAAAUAAAGUCUGAUUUUUUUCCUUCUUGAAAUCACUCAAGAAUAUAGCAAGAGCGCUCCCCUUGCCAGCGAAGAUAACAGAAUUGCUUUGUUUGGCCUAAACCCCCGAUCAUACAAAAAGUCUGUGACCAUCUUUCUCUUGGCCUUAUCUCAGCUACAAGUCAUAGGCUACCAUCCAGACAAAGAGGAAAAAGAUGGUUGCCAUCAAGAAGAAGAAUCUGAAAAUGUUUUCACUUGCCUUACUAUUCGUCAUCACAGUAACAUCAUUUUUGCUGAAUUACACACACAAUGCAGUGAUGGUCACCUGGGAUCCCAAGCAGAUUGUCAUGCAGGUCUCAGAGCACUUUAAAAAAUUAAUGAAAUACCCCCAAAGACCGUGCAGCUGUCAUUCAUGUGUUUCCGAACUGGGACUUUCCUUUUGGUUUGAUGAGAGGUUAAAUCAAACUAUACAACCUUUCCUGACCACUCGGAAUGCCUUAAUUCCAGAGGAGAGCUACAAGUGGUGGCUGAAACUGCAAGGAGAGAGCAAUCCUAAAAAUAUUAACGACACUAUCAAGGAAUUGUUUGAGGUCAUUCCGGGUGACGGGGAGCAGCUGCUGGAGAGAGAUGCCUCCCGGUGCAGAAGGUGUGCUGUAGUGGGCAACUCCGGGAACCUUAAGCAAUCUCAAUACGGCCGAGAGAUCGAUGCUCAUGACUUUGUGCUCAGAAUGAAUCGCGCUCCAACCGCUGGGUUUGAGACCGAUGUUGGGAGCAAAACGACUCACCACUUUGUUUACCCCGAGAGCUUCCAGGACCUGGCAGAAAACGUCAGCAUGAUUGUGAUCCCCUUCAAAACGCUGGAUCUGCGCUGGAUUGUCAGUGCACUCACCACAGGCACCAUAAACUUCACAUACGCGCCAGUUCCACGUAAAAUCAAGGUGAAGAGAGACAAGAUCCUUGUUUAUCACCCCCGGUUUAUCAAAUAUGUUUAUGACCACUGGCUGCAGCAUCAUGGAAGAUACCCCUCGACAGGCAUUCUGUCCGUGAUAUUUGCACUUCACCUAUGUGACGAGGUGGAUGUGUAUGGUUUUGGAGCAGACAGUAAUGGCAACUGGCAUCAUUACUGGGAAAACAAUCCUUCUGCAGGGGCCUUUCGGCAAACCAAGGUCCAUGAUGGGGAUUUUGAGUCCAAUAUCACUUUGACUCUUGCCUCCAUUGACAAAAUACAUUUUUUCAAGGGCAGAUGACCCUUACCACUGGCAGGGAUUUGUGGCUGCAAUUUCCAGCAGGGGGCAGUGACUGAAGUCUUUAAAGCGGCUUAUGGAAGAUGAUCUUGGGCACUGACCUUAUUUCAAUAUCGGACUGUGCAGCGGAGGAAGUGUGUUUCAUUGCUGUGAUGCUUCUUGAAUGAAAUUCACAUGCAAUGUUGGUUCCAUACGGAAUUUGAAUUCCUUAUUUGAGAAUAGAGACUUGAUGGAUCUAAGGAUCAAUUAUGGGGAACAAAUCACAGGGGAUGUAUGGAAUUGUUAAAUCUUGAAAUACUUGGCGAGAUCUGCCUCUUGGUAUUAGGGUAAACUCUAGGGUAUCACUUUCUAGGAUAUACUGUGUGUGUAUGUGUGUGCUUUCCUUGCAUAGGAAUUCUCUGAAGAGAAAGGAGAAGUGAAUACUGCUUCCUAUAUGCCACACCAACACGGCUGGCUCUGAACACUGUAGUAAGGAUUACCUCAAAAGAACAUAUUCACUUAUUCUGCUGUUCAUCCUUUCUUUAAACCAUCUCUUCUGUUCAGUGUAUCAUUUCUGGUUCCCUUUUGUAUUCUGAACAAAGGUGAUGUACCUGAUUUGCAAGGAGUAGUGGCUACUUUUGAGUGUACCAAUCCGCACUGAGAAAUUCUGGAUCAAAUCCUUCAUCUCCAAUAACUGCAUUUUUAGCACAGCAUCCUACAUAGCCAUAAUGAGAUGGAGAAAAACAAAAUGAGAUUGAUUGAUUGAUUGAAAAUGCCAGCAAAAAUGGCCUUCUUAGCCACUAGUUUGUUUGGGUUUCUUUAAAAUAUAUAUAUAUAUAUAUAGGUACUCUGAAUGCUAAUUUUUAGUGAAUCCAUUUAAGGAAGUGAAAUGGACUUUUUUUUUCUUUCAGUGGUUUAUAUGUGCCUUUUAUAUAUGUGCAACAGAUGUAAUUUUUUUAAAGAGGAAAAUCCCGAAAUUAAACUUUUUAUAGGAAAAAAACAAUUAACCAAAGCUUAGUCUCUACAUGGUAUCAUUUUGUAUUCUAAACUAAUAAUGACGUCUCCUAUCUUCUACCUGACAUGGGGGGAAACAACAUAGUUUUUAAAGGUAACUUUUACCUUUUUUUAAAAAAAUCCAAAAUUCACAGGACAUUUUUUAUUCUAUUUUUUACAACUUAGAAGGCGAUGCCUAAGUGAAAAUGUCAGGCACAAGGAUGUGAGCUAUCAAUGUAUAGGAGUGAACAAAACUGCAUGGGUAUCUACCAGGGCAUAUCCUCUACCUACUGAGUCUACAGGAUGAUCCGGAACUCGGAAAGAUUUGUGUCUUCAGACUAAUGCAUAUAUUAACUUCUAUGCAGCAAGGGGUGAAUAAGAAAUCCUGUGGGGAAGGGGGCUUUGUUUACACAUUUUUUUCCUAAAAUCCAUUUAACCUUCAGUUCUGUUCACUGAUCUUUUGAACAUGAGUUAAAGUAUGAAAUCAGGUGGGGAGGGUGAUUUGAAGAUCACAACAUUAUGAGCAUGGGGUUCGAGGAAUUUCUGAGCGUUGCCAAGGGCUGCAGUGGCAGUCUCUUCUCAGCGCUUCAGUGGGCUUUGGAGCAGAUCCUGAAAGAGCUGCUGUUUUCUUUUUUUUUUGUGGUGAUUGGAAUCUGUGGUAAUUAAACACACACAUGCACACACACAGAGCUAACUGAGAAACAGCAUGUUCAUUCAUUAGCUAAUUUGGUGGAAGUGUCCACUUUAAUUAUUGCAAUGUCAGCACUCACGAUGCAAUCCUGGCCCUAUUGAAUCAAUGGAGUUUUGCCACUGCCUAUAAUAGGGGCAGGAUUUCACUCCCACAUUUUUUGCUCUGUGUGUGUGUGUGUACACAUGUGCACACACGUGUGUGGGUGUGUGUGUACCUUCAAAGUUGAAAUGUACAUUGUCGUGGCAAGAUUCGUCUAAUGCUCUCUAUUUAUGACCUCCAUCCUUCAACCACUUGCCAAUGUGAAUAACUACACACAUGAGCUGGCCCUUUGGAUUCAUAAAGGUUAAAGGGCAAACUUCCCACACAUCAUUUUCACAGUAGUUGCCAAACUUUUCCAUAACAGGAUAUCCCUCGCUCACAGUUUUCCAUCCGUGUUCAAUGUAAGCUGUGCACUUUUGCAGGAGAAACUCAAAAUUCUGCCCAGCUGAUUAGCAGAAUGUCCACAGCUAAGGUUUUGUGUUUCUAGUGGUGGUGCAUCUCUGCACAUAACAAAAUUCUUUUCACACAUGAAUGGAAAAAAUCCUCACAUGGAUGGAAAAGAUUAGAGGCUCUCCAUCCAUUUACCCAUAACACCCUCCUUGCAACACUAGGGGAAAGGCAGUGUUCUCAAAACCCAACACUUGUUAACGACCCGGAUAUUAAGAGCCAUUGUCCUAGAAAGAGGGCCAAGAGGACCACUCACAUGCAUGUUUCCAGGAUAAUGGCAUGAAUCUACAGUUGUAAUAAAACUUAUUUUACCUUCUAAAAUCACUUUGUAGAAGAAUGAAUACUAUCCACCUGAACCGUAUUUUUGAUAUUACCACUUUUUUAUUGUUGUUGUUGUUGUUGCAAUGAAGUGUUUCCCAGUCUGGUGACAGAUUACCCCAUUGUCCUCAACUCGCUUACUUUAAAAACAUAUAUGCUGAGAAUUUGACUUAAUAGCAGUGAAAUGUUUUCAGACUGUGUUUUGAUGGCUGGGUUUUGCAGAGACGUGUACAACCAGAACAUUAGUUUUGAAUUUCUUUUGUAAAUGAAAACCUCUGCGGAUACAUUCCCAGCAUAUUUAAAUCCUACAUAGGGGAGUCUUUCAAAGGAGCUCCUGGCAGUUCAGCGCCCAACUGUCAUUGGUUGGUAAUAGAAGUUGGCAGUUUGGGAUCAAAUUCCAGUUGAAAGUCAACGAGAUCUGGUGAUCUAGCUUGCAAUUUGCUCUGUUUAUCCAACUGGUUUCUAAGAGAAGAGGCACC